This is a messenger RNA of Aureobasidium musti, 1395 nucleotides long. The record is from the annotation of a GenBank genome assembly. Lineage: Eukaryota; Fungi; Ascomycota; Dothideomycetes; Dothideales; Saccotheciaceae.
UGUCGCACUCUAUUGAGGGCUGUCUCAAGCCCUCGGCCUGCUCUCUCACGAACAAGACCCUCAUGUAUAACACAGCUCCCUCGCCGUACAUUGGUCUCGGCCGCCGAGUUGCAGUUCGGCCAGCCUCUGCAUGAGACACACCCGCAUCUUAUUGCGCCGGGCGAUUGUAACUCUUCCUGCGAAUCAAAUCCUCUUGAUAGCCACACGCUUACUCUUCCUCAACAUANNGUGACUCCUGGAAUCUCUGCUCUCGAGUACCACCAACGCCGCGCAAACCUCGCCAAAGCCCUCCCCAAGAACAGUAUCGCCGUCCUCGCUUCAUCCGAUAUCAAAUACCGCUCCGGUGCUGUCUUCUACGAAUUUCACCAAGAACCGAACUUCUUCUACUUGACUGGCUUCAACGAGCCAGAAGCACUCGCUGUCAUUGGUGGGGGUGAAUCUGACGUCGAAUAUACCUUCCACCUCUUUGUCCGACCCAAGGACAUCAAAGCCGAACAAUGGGAUGGUGCUCGAAGUGACAUCAAUCGUUGCCAUACUAUUCUUCCGGACAUCAUCGGCCGCGCCAAAGAAGUUUACACCGAUCUGCUCGGCACUACAACCAAAUCCGCCUUUAAGAGAUACUUCUCGAGUCUGAAGAAAGUCCCUUCGGAAGGCUUCGGCAAGUUGUUGCAGGAGAACAAUGUUAGGCCACUGAGACCCAUCAUGAACAACCUUCGUGUCAAGAAGACUGAAGCCGAGAUCCUGAACAUGAGAAAGGCUGGCCAGGUGUCUGGGCGAGCAUUCACCGAGACCAUGAAGACACCCAUGAGCACUGAGAAGGAUCUCUGGACCAUGCUCGACACAGGUUUCAAGAUUGGCGGUCUAGACGGCUCUGCCUACGUGCCCGUUGUUGCUGGCGGCAAGNAAGGCGAGCUUGUCCUGGUUGAUGCUGGAGGCGAGUAUGGCGGCUACAUCACCGACAUUACACGCACAUGGCCAGUCAACGGCAAGUUCACAAAUCCGCAAAGAGACCUAUAUGAGAUGAUUCUCAAGGUGCAGCGAAGCGUUGUAUCGCUUUGUCGCGAGGAUGCAAAUCUCUCGCUUGACAAGCUUCAUCGCAUCACUGAGGACGGAUUGCGCGACGGGCUCAAGUCUCUAGGCUUCAACAUGGAAGGCAAUAUAUUGUUCCCUCAUCAUGUUGGGCACUUUAUUGGUCUGGAUGUUCAUGAUGCUCCUGGGCAUCCCAGAACAGGACGUCUGACAGCAGGAGAGUGUAUUACAAUUGAACCAUGGCCCAAGCACUUCCAAGGAUUGGCAAUCCGAAUCGAAGACAGUGUGUGCAUAACAGAAGAGCAUCCUUAUGUGUUGACAACAGAGGCAGUAAAGGAGGUUGUUGAUAUCGAAGCGCUCAGGCGU